Molecule: messenger RNA, 1859 nt
Organism: Lagopus leucura (white-tailed ptarmigan)
Lineage: Eukaryota; Metazoa; Chordata; Aves; Galliformes; Phasianidae
Product: disintegrin and metalloproteinase domain-containing protein 32-like
Exons: 15
Biological process (GO): proteolysis; cell adhesion; binding of sperm to zona pellucida
Cellular component (GO): plasma membrane
Molecular function (GO): metalloendopeptidase activity
Source: RefSeq, a predicted model, not a curated record
GCUCUUUUUACCUGCUGAUUUCAGCAUUUACACAUACAAUGAGACAGGAUCGUUGCGCUCUGAUUCACCCUAUAUCAAGGGCGACUGCUACUACCGUGGCCACAUCGAGGGCAUUCCUGGCUCAGCAGUGACCCUCAGCACAUGCAUGGGGCUCAGGGGCCUGCUGCAAUUCCACAAUGCCAGCUACGGGAUCGAGCCGCUGGGCUCCUCGCCCUCCUUCCAGCACGUGGUUUAUCCCGUGAGCAGUGGGGCUGCAGUUGAGGCUCUGCUCCCUCACGGCCACCUUGGGGUCAGCAGGGAUGCGCUGGCGGCUGACGGCAGCUCUGACACAGCACAACCAGCUCUGAAACUACUGUCAAAGCACCGCAGAGAGGUGUUGCUCCAUGUGGUUCUGGAAAAGAGUUUGUACAGGCACCUGGGGGACGACCAAUACAUUGUGUCACAGAAGGUGGUUCAGCUCAUCAGCUUCCUCAACAGCAUGUUCAGCUCCCUGAAUGUAACCGUGACGUUGUCCUCUAUGGAGGUCUGGAGGUUGAGGAACAAAAUUCAGACCACGGGGGCUGGAGAAGUGGUGCUGCUGCGCUUCUUGGAUUGGAAGAGGGGCAGCGCAAUCCUGCGGCACUACGUAGUGCCCUACCUGCUGAUGUACCGGGACCAGGCUGACUUUGUGGGUGCGACCUCUCCGGGGAUGCUGUGCCGCAGUGAUGCAUCUGGUGCUGUGGCCGUGCUGCAGCGCGCCGUGACUCUGGAAUCGUUCUCCGUCGUCCUGGCGCAGCUGCUGGGGCGCAGCCUGGGCAUGGGGUUUGAUGAUGGCCGGAGCUGCCGCUGCCCCACACACACCUGUGUCAUGGAAUCGAGAGCACUACACAUCAGUGGGACAAAGGCCUUCAGCAGCUGCAGCACUGCAGACCUGGAGCAGUUCCUGAGGCGCGAUGCAGGGCGCUGCCUCCUGCACAGCCCUCAACUGCGGGGCUCCUCCCCACACCGUGCACCCAUCUGUGGUAACGGCGUGGUGGAGCAAGGCGAGCAGUGCGACUGCGGCAGCACCGAGGCAUGCUCGAAGGAUAAAUGCUGCACUAAAGGAUGCGUGUUUAAGCCAGGAGUGAAAUGUUCCUCCGGGUUAUGUUGUGAAGAAUGUCAGUUCAAAGCUCCCAACACUCCGUGCCGCCCCUCCGCCGACGCUCAGUGCGAUCUGCCCGAGUUCUGCAACGGCUCCUCUGCCUCCUGCCCCCCUGAUGUCUACGUGCAGGAUGGGCACAGCUGUGAGCACAGCACAGGCUACUGCUACCAUGGGCGCUGCCAGUCGGCUGAGCUGCAGUGCCAGCGGCUCUAUGGGAGAGGUUCGAGGAGCGCUCCCGUGGUGUGCUAUGAGGAACUGAACAGCCAGAGGGACAGAUUUGGGCACUGCGGGUACCACCCCCGGCACGGCUACAGGGCCUGUGCAUGGAGGAACCUUCGCUGUGGCAAACUGAUCUGCACCUACCCACACAGCGCCCCGCUGGACACUGACGGCGCUGCAGUUGUUUAUGCCCGGGUUCGGGAGCAGCUGUGUGUAUCUCUGGAUUUCCUGAAUGCAUCACCAAGGCAAGAUCCCCUGCUGGUCCCACCGGGCACAAAAUGCGGCUCCGAAAUGGUGUGCAUAAACAACACGUGCCACCCUCACUCCGUGCUGGGCUACGACUGCAGCAGUGAAAUCCAAUGCCACGGCCACGGAGUGUGCAAUAACCGCCGGCACUGCCACUGCUAUCCAGGAUGGAAACCUCCUGACUGCCGUCAGCGUGGGUCGCGCCUCGGGGGCAGCGUGGACAGCGGUGUGCAGCUGCAGCAGAACAGUGAGUGCAGCAGUGUGGGGUUGUAGA